UCAAAGAGUGCAAAGCCUAAAUUUUCAAACUGAAAUUUCCUUUUUUUUUAUUCAGAAUAUUUAAAUAAUCAUUUAUUUCUUAGAAGCUUGCAUUACUUUUGAUAGCAGAAUGUCUUCAAGAUCGUCGAGUAAGAUGGACGAGCAAUCUAGAAAGAUUGCCUUAUCGCUAAGUAAAUUAAAGGUGCAUCCGACGCAAUCUGAGGUUAGGUUUAAAAUAGGUGGAGAAGAGGAGUCUGUAAAGUCAUCAGUUAGAAAGAAAAGCAGUGCAACCAAAGUCACAUCACUGACGCAAUCAAUCCCUCCUCAAACACUCAGAGAGUUCAAAGAUGAUGUCGACCAUAGUUGCCACCCAAGUUACACCAACUUUAAGCUGCCAUAUGAAGUGGUUUGUCGGCAACGGUAUCAUAAGGCAGUUAAGGACUACGAUCGCCAAUUCAAACGUGAACUUCAAAAACUGGAAACCAUGCAAAUGUCAGCAUAUGAAGCUCUGCGGUUUAAUAGAAUAUUUUCAAUUACUACUUUAUGGCCUCCCUUACAUACAAGGAAAGAAAUAGAGUAUGUACUCCGAGAUUUCUAUAGAGUACCACCGAAACAACAAGCUCGAUUAAAUUAUUUACUAAAAGAAAAUCAAAAUUGAGAACUAAUUCAGCUGUUAAUAUUCUUCCUGACAAAGGGACCACCGAAGUGCUGCUAGGAGGAAGAAGAUUUUUUUUUUUUGUAAUUUUGAACUGAUGUGGCUGGUUUCUAAGAAACAAUAUAAAAAAUUAUACUAAAAUGUAUUCUCUACUUGUAAGUUGUUUGAUGUUCUUAUUAAUUAAGUUAUUGUAUAUGGUGUGUAUCAUAUUUUUUUACUACUUUUUCUGCUAUACAGUGCCACUUGGCUGGUAAAUUAUCUUUCUGUAAUGGUGAUUGAUUAAAAUAUAAACUGAAUAAAUAUUGACUUAUAACACAAA
Messenger RNA from Hermetia illucens (black soldier fly), 953 nucleotides. RefSeq lists its product as uncharacterized. NCBI's taxonomy places the organism in Eukaryota, Metazoa, Arthropoda, Insecta, Diptera, Stratiomyidae. The record is from RefSeq and is a predicted model, not a curated record. The coding region runs from base 110 to 637 and encodes 175 amino acids. The transcript has 4 exons.